AUGACAGCUUACGACGAUAAAUUAGUGGCUUGGGCCCUCUCAUUCCGUCGCUUUUUGGACAAAACUCCAAACCUAACCAAUAUUUACUUCAUUGCAACCAUCUCAUGUAUGGCAGGAAUGAUGUUUGGCUUUGACAUCUCAUCUAUGUCUGCUUUCAUUGGUAAGGAACAGUAUCAGAACUACUUCAACCAUCCUAAUUCUUCCUUGCAAGGUUUCAUUACUUCAUCAAUGUCUUUGGGUUCCUUUUUUGGUUCCUUGGCUUCUUCUUUUGUCUCUGAGCCAUUCGGAAGAAGAGCCUCGUUGAUGAUUUGUGCCGUGUUUUGGAUCAUUGGUGCUGCCAUCCAGAGUUCCGCACAGAAUGUUCCCCAAUUGGUGAUUGGAAGAUUUAUUUCUGGUAUGGGGGUUGGCUUUGGUUCUUCUGUUGCUCCCGUUUAUGGUUCUGAGAUGGCUCCUAGAAAGAUCAGAGGCUUCAUUGGUGGAAUGUUCCAGUUCAGUGUCACCUUGGGUAUCUUGAUCAUGUUCUACGUCUCCUUCGGAUGUUCGCACAUCAAUGGUGUUGGCUCUUUCAGAUUGGCUUGGGCUCUCCAAAUUAUUCCCGGUUUGCUUCUUUUCUUUGGUUUGUUCUUCAUCCCAGAGUCUCCCAGAUGGUUGGCAAAGCAAAAUUACUGGGAAGAGGCUGAAAUUAUCGUCGCCAACAUCCAAGCCAAGGGGAACAGAGAAGAUACAGACGUGAAGGUGGAGAUUUCUGAGAUCAAAGAGCAAUUACUCGUCGAAGAGCAUGUAAAGAACUUUAGUUACGCCGAUUUGUUCUCCAAAAAGUACCUUCCAAGAACAAUCACUGCUAUUUCUGCCCAGGUUUGGCAGCAGUUCACUGGUAUUAACGUUAUGAUGUACUACAUUGUCUACAUUUUUCAAAUGGCAGGCAUUUCGGGAAAUGCCAACCUAGUUGCUUCGUCCAUUCAGUUUAUCUUGAACUCGGCAACAACUGUUCCUGCGUUGUUGUUGAUGGACAAAAUUGGUAGAAGACCAUUGUUGCUUGGGGGUGCUCUCUUUAUGAUGAUCUGGCAAUUUUGCGUUGCCGGACUCUUGGCUACUUACUCUGAGCCAUGGGACGAUUCUGGAAAUUCUUCUGUUAACAUUAGAAUUCCUGACUCCAACAAGCCUGCUGCCAAUGGUGUCAUUGCCUCAUGCUACUUAUUUGUUGUUUCUUUUGCUGUCUCAUGGGGUGUGGUUGUCUGGGUCUAUGUCUCUGAGAUGUGGGGGGAUUCUGUUUCCAGACAGAGAGGUGCUGCCUUGGCUACUUCUGCCAACUGGAUCUGUAACUUCGCCAUUGCUAUGUUCACUCCUCCUGCUUUUGAAAACAUUCAAUGGAGAACUUAUACGAUCUACGCGAGUUUUUGUGCCGUUAUGUUUGUUCAAGUUUUCUUCUUUUUCCCAGAAACCAGAGGAAAGAGAUUGGAGGAGAUUGAUCAGAUUUGGACACAAAAGGUUCCAGCAUGGAAGAGUGGUUCGUGGCAGCCAGAGGUUCCUCUUGUUGCUGACUCUCAAUUGACUGAAAAGAUGGAAACAAGUCAUAAGGAACGAGCCAAUGGACUGGUGUCAACAUCUUCGCUGGAUAAAGACAACGGCAUUUUACGCCGGAGUAAUGAGCCUCACUCACUUGAAAGUGCAGAAGCCAUGAAUCGUGUUUAA
This is a messenger RNA of Sungouiella intermedia, 1692 nucleotides long. NCBI's taxonomy places the organism in Eukaryota, Fungi, Ascomycota, Pichiomycetes, Serinales, Metschnikowiaceae. The record is from the annotation of a GenBank genome assembly.